Messenger RNA from Aspergillus campestris IBT 28561, 1293 nucleotides. RefSeq lists its product as uncharacterized. Gene Ontology annotation, biological process: tRNA wobble position uridine thiolation. Lineage: Eukaryota; Fungi; Ascomycota; Eurotiomycetes; Eurotiales; Aspergillaceae. Gene Ontology annotation, cellular component: cytosol. The transcript is spliced from 2 exons. Gene Ontology annotation, molecular function: sulfurtransferase activity; tRNA binding. The record is from RefSeq and is a predicted model, not a curated record. Bases 140 to 1216 code for a protein of 358 amino acids.
AUACGGCCCGCUGUCACCGCCCAGGCACCAGGAAAUGAUUUUCUUUUCUUUUCUGCCUGCUCUCUGGUAUAAUUUUGUAUAGACUUGAGUAAAUCUUUUGCAGCUUGUGCUCGCUUUUAUCUUUGAAGAUUCUUUUAAGAUGCCUCAAAAGGAGCUUGUGGACCCGUGCUCCGAUUGUCGUGAGUUUGAGUCUAUCUUGACCCAGCGCAAUCGUCGUCUAUGCCAAGACUGUUAUAGACGCGCGGUAAGCCUCAAAGUGCUGAGGCGCACGGAAAACUAUCGGCUCCGUAAACAUCCUUUCCCCAGGACCGGACCGUUGAACCUCGCUUUCCCACUCUCCUACGGCCUUUCUUCAACCGUUUUGCUGCAUAUGUUACAUGACCAACUGGACGCCCAGCUUGCGAAACCACGCGGACCUCCGGGAUAUACGCUACAUGUGCUGAUUAUCGAACCAUCGACUAUCUGUCCUUCGAGCCCGUCGCACGAGGAAGGCUUUGAAGCGGCGCAAAAAUGCUUUCCUCAUUUCUCUUUCACCCGGGUUUCCUUCCACGAUAUCUUUGAAUUCGUCCCCGACAUCUUGGAGACGAUGUCCCAAUUCGCUGGAAGUUUUUUCGUCGACAACCCAUCUCUGUCGAAUCAAGAACGACUGGCCGCUUUUCGCGCUUCCAUCUCAACGGCUACCUCCCGAGCCGACGUGGACUACAUUCUGAUGAACAGACUUGUUGUCGCCUUCGCAAAGAAAAUGGACUGCCGGGCAGUCCUGUGGGGCGACUCGGACAGUAAGCUUGCGGCAAAGACCCUGGCAAAUGUUGCUAAAGGCCGGGGUUCGUCGGUGACCUGGCAGGUGUCCGACGGCAUGUCCCCGUUUGGCCUAGAAUUCAGCUUCCCGCUGCGGGACCUGUUCACCACAGAACUCCAGAACUACGCCACUUUCUUCCCAGAGCUGUCUAAGAUUAUAAUUCGGGAUGAACCGCCCUCGGAAAAUACGCUGACCAAGAAUCUAUCUAUUGACGAACUGAUGAUGCGUUAUGUCCAGACGCAGGGCGAGAAAUACCCCGGUGUCAUGCUAAACGUGACGCGAACAGCGGCCAAAUUGGAUCCCUCCCAAGCGCCUACGACAGCGCAAUGUUCUUUUUGUGGAAGCGCAGUGUCAGAAUCUGAUGGAGAGAGUGGAUUCUGUUACGGCUGUAUUCGGUCUAGACCCGAGUCAAGGUGAUGGUCCAAUAAAAGAAAAGUCCAAAUGUCUUAUUGUCAUGCACGCGGUCAUCCAUCUUAAAAGGAAACCAAAAAUUA